CACACACACACACACACACACACACACACACACACACACACACACACACACACACACACACACACACACACACACACACACACACACACACACCGGAGAUCGAGCAGAUCAACCUUGGUAGGUAGGAAAAAUGAUCGAUACGACCGAGAGGCGACGCAGGCGACCCGGCGACGACAUUGUAGACUUUCCUCCUUGCCCUGUCUAAAUAUGGCCAUGCGAGAAUCGAUCGUGAUUCCAGCGACGUUGCGAUCGGACGAUCGUUCGGUUGGUUGGGUUUUCUAGUCUACAGAGCAGAGAUAUUGCUGUUGCUGCUGCUGGGCAGGGUACUUGUAUCACCCGUGCCACACUAAUCCGAUGUUCCGAGUCAUCGGCCAAGGCACACCAGAGCGAAACACUGCCGAAAAUGGCGGCUUUUUGACGGGUUGAAGGACACACACGCGCUGCAGAGGAGGUGGUGUGGGUUAUUCAAAUAUUUCGCCAAUGACUUUAUUUGGCCCUCCUCUCCAAUGGGUUUUCGUGCCUACGCGCGUGUCAUUCGUCAUCUUCUGCUGCAAUAAUAGCUUGUGGUGAGGCGUAAGGUGAGGUGUCCGCAUUCUAAUAUACCAAUACGGACACAAAGUCACGUCAUGAAUUGAGCAAAACCGAAUCAUUGUUUCGGAAGUGACGAAAGGACCGUUUCAUUUCGUUAGUACCUCAGCGUUGAUGUUGCAAUCGGAUAAGCGAAAACGGUGGUCUCACCUCCGUUUAUCGGUUUACUCAUCGGCGGAGAAUUUUGGACAUAGAUUUGUGCGCUACGGAAUGUGUGACCCGUUGUUUCUGUGUUCGAUAAAGAUGGGUGUGAGUCACCCCAGUGUUGUUGUUGUUGCAUGGAAGUAGCCUGGAGGUCUUUGUUUUGGAAGUAAUUUUUAUGUGCUGCUAGCAGACAAAUGUGAUGUGAUCGAGAAUAGAAUAGCCGCCAGCAGCUGUUUUCGUUCGCAACUCCAUCUCCAAAGAAAGAAUAUUCUCCAACCCAAACAGAACCCCAACAAAAAUCAUUCAUUGUCAGCAGCACAUUCUCGAGCUUCGUUCGUAGCGGGUGUCAUAAACCUUUUACAAACGCUUGUGUUAAUUACGGCCACGGGAUAGUAGCAGCAGAUGGUGGUGUUGUGCAUGCCCCUAUCGCUCCGAAAAUGGCUCGUAGCCUCAUAAACGGCCUCUGUCGACUUCCAAGUGUUUUUCAUGCUCCUCUUCCACCGGCUACUACUACCAGCCAUUCGCGAUCGCGGUGUGUUGAAAACUUUGCAUUCAAAUAUGGCAACUUCCCUCCUCUCACGCCGACUUCUUCUUCGUCCUGCAGAUCAUCGCCCCUUCCCUCCUCAAUGUGCGAUCGCCAUUUGGGUUUGACCGAGUUUUCGAGCCACGAUCCAGGUCACAACCCGACGGCACCACGGACGGGAGGACAACCUUUUUGGGGCCUUGCAAAGGGUGUUCUCUGGCUUGGUUCAGCGGUGACUCCCCAAUGUACAGACACACUGCAGGGGGCAUUAUACUGUUGUGGGGAUGUGUCUAGUCAGCGAAUCUACACACACCAGUCGGCUGUUUGUGACUGCUUGCGCGAUCACCCCCGUUGUGGCGUGCUCUCGGAGCAGUGGCACUGCUGUUCGGGCGCAAAUGCCGAUUCAUCAUCGUAUAUGGACAUUAUGUUUUUGCUGUGUAACACGAUAACACCGCCAUAAUGCGAGCUAGAUUAACUACGCUACACCUUGAUGCACCACCUUUUCUUUAAUCGGAGCCACAGCGAGCCAGCCAGCCAGCCAGGCCAGUUCGCUAAUGUGUUCGCUCCAAUGACAAAUGGUGCUGAUUUGUGCGCGAAAAGGUAUGGCAUCCGGCUUCCAGUAGCCGUCCGCCGAAUGAAACAACCACACAAAACCAGUAAAACCACACCGAACCAUCAGUAGAAAAGCCACACAACAACCGGAGUAGAUCAUCUUUCCUGCUUCAGGUGUUUGUGUGUGUGAGAGUGGACUCUCCGAGCGUUAAUGUCUAAAGCGAGUUAAUCUUCUUUGUGUCUCGCUACUAAUCUGAACAGGAUAUGCAUUUCUCUCAGUUCAGGGUAGAAAGUGUAAACAGCCACCACGAAGCGGUUCGUAAUUUGAUCACACAUCAGUACUAAGUAAUAACCAGCUAGCAUCAUUUUCCACUAAAGCUCAAGCUUCAUUAUCGUGAUCAUAAAAAUAAUGUCUUUGAGGUCUUACGCAACGGUACCGUAACGAACGAUACUGCUAUCUCCGUGGUCCAUCUUAUCCGGACGUAUUACACUGUACCCAUACUCAUCGGGGCAAAUACGAAAGCCAUAAAGCCCCGUAGGACCUUAUUUGUUGAGCUAAUUGUUGAAACAAAUUGACUCCACCAGACACUAUCAUCGGAGCCUGAUCUGGAGGUGAAGUGCCUUGCCUCGUUCGAUACGAUGAUAAGAGGGCGCGCAGCAGGGCGCAGUGGAUGGAGUGUGUUGUGGGUUUAUUGAUUGGCGGGACUUUAUUGCCACUCCAUACUCGAAUCAUGUGAUGAACGGUUUCCCUUUCUUACACACACUGCACUGGAGGGAACUGCAUCGUUCAAGUGUUUCCUGUGCCAUAAUCAUCCUUCUCCCCCCUCCGCCAAGUGCGAAGAAAUCAAUUUUGCUUAUGCUUUCGGCUCCGUGACGUGCAAAUGAUGUUGUCCAUCCAAAACAGCAAUGAAAACAAAUGGCAAUCGGGUUCAAUUUCCUUCGAUUGUCAUCACAAUUGAACGGCGUGGUGGGGACGGAACACGGCCACCGCCUUUCUAUCAGUGAUACGUAUCUCCCUGCAUGUCAUACAGAAACAGUGCGCUUCCAGCGCAUGUCAGCGAUCGCGAUCGGAUGAUUUAUUUGGGGUGAGAUACUGCGGCAAUCACAAAAAUGGAAAGCAAUGGAUGGGGUGACAUCAUAACAACCAUCUUUAAGCAAUGUGCCUAAAAAUGUGCAUAAAUACUUAAUUUUAACUUUCCCAAAAAUGACCCAGAUUUAGUCUGGGUCCGGUCUUAACCGGUUUAUCAGAUCGACUCCGAAGAAGACCGCCAUUGCUGGGCGAAGUUUGAGCGCACAACAAUUGCUAACAAACACACACACACAGCCGAUCUGUAAAGCAAUAUUCUUCAGCGAUCGGACACUCUCUCUGUCUUCAUCUCGGCAUCUCGAAUCACGACACGAACGGUUUUUCGUGAAUGUUGCAGAAUCGAUUUGUACACGUCAUUGACCACGGAUGUACACUUCACCACCGCGUGAAGGUAAUGAUAAUGAUGAUCGCAGGAACAGUCAAGAAAGCAGAACCAGCAAAACAGACAAACCACCUCCUGUGGGCCCUAGGCAGUGGCAGUGGGUAAAGAUCACCAACACGAUCACCCGUCGUCAACGAGGGCCGCCGUGCGAUCUCUUGCGAAGGAAACCUGAAUAUCGUUCCUUCCAGAGGGACACAAACGGUCUCCACCGAAAGACGGAUAAAAAUGGGUCAAAUAACUUGUUUUACUUUCGGAUUCCGAGCUAUGGAGCAUUGAUUUUUGUAUGUGUGUUUAUGAGUGUGUGUGUGUGUGAGCGCAAUGUUGUUAUGAGAGAGCACAGCAAAUGACCGAAAUUAAAAAUAAUUCCACAGGAAAGGUACACCCAAAUUGUUUCUUAAUGCUACUUUCGGGUGGUUCACGAUGUUAAAUGCCUUUUUCAAGUUCUGAUGAGGUGCAUCAUUAUCUCAUCAGUAGAUGGUGAUCAUCGUGUCCCAAAUAGCCACAUUACGACCACAAGGUCGAAAAAAAGUCUUAUAAUUUUGUUUUCUUCUAUUAUCAGACUCCACAGUCUUAAAAGGAAAUUGGUUCUGAUACUUGCUAUUUUAUAUCAUGCAGAUAGCUGAAAACCUAAGACAACAACCGAAAAAGUCGAAAUUUUUUCACGGUUGAACUGUUUCACGAAACUUUCAUCUUCAUUAACGGUCUUUUCAAGUUGUGUUGCAUUGUCGUUGUUAUUUAUCGAAGAUUUUGACAAAUACAGAAAGAAUCAAAGAAGAAACGAAGAAAAGACUUUUUCUUCGUUCAUUUCUUCAUGUGUAAUGGCGUAUGCUUUGACAGAUCUUGGCGUGCUACGGUGGGUGAUUGUUGUACAGUGCGUGGUUGAUGUGAAGUAAAAAAUAAGUAUAAACUAAAAUUAAUUAACCAAAAUGGCUGAUGAAAAUUACGCACGCAAUAUGAAAAAGAGUGGUUUGUUGUACAGACGAAAAAGGAAGUUGGAAGAUUUAAGAAAAGAAGAAGAGUGUGGUGCUGCUGCGGAAUUCGACUAUACCGAUACGACUGAUGGUAUGGUGCAACCAAACAGUGACAUUACAGCUAAACUUCUUGGUGAAGCAUCUUUUCAAGGGGAUGGCGAACAAUUUCCGCUGAUCUUUAGUCCAAACGAGGAAGAAGCCGAGAGUGGUAAAGAAGAAGCCGAGUGUGGUGAAGGUGAAGCUGAGAGUGUCGAAGGAGAAGCUGAGAGUGACGAAGAAGAAGAUGAGAUAGACGAAGGAGCUAUUGAUUUUGAUACAAUGUCAGUCUCUGAUUGUUUGCAUUAUUUUGCAUUGUAUACCAAUCAAAAGCACUCGGCGAUAAAUAUGUUGCUUAAGAUUUUGAGGACGAAGACUAAUUUUGCUCUCCCAAAAGAUGCCAGAACGCUUCUAAACACCAAUAGAAAGCGUCCAAAAAUAAAAGAUCUGGGAAAUGGUUCAUUCUGGAACCGUGGCAUUAGGAAAAGUCUAAUUCAAAGUUUACGAUUUGCAACAGUACCAGAAACACUAUCUUUAAACAUUUUCAUCGACGGGCUUCCGUUGCACAAAAGCAGUAAAAUACAAUUUUGGCCGAUCAUGAUCAACAUAAAGGAAAUGCCUCAGAUUGCCCCAAUCACAGCAGCUAUUUUUUGUGGGCGUACCAAACCAAAAGAUGUGAGAAGGUUUAUGAAACCACUGGUACAUGAGCUGAAUAUGUUAAUGGACGUUGGUAUGGUGCUGAAUAAUCGUCGAGUCACAAUUAAAGUACGGGCAAUAAUAGCGGAUUCUCCUGCCAGAGCUUUUUUAAAAGGUGUUGCAUAUUUCAAUGCAAAGGAGGGAUGUGCAAAGUGCACCUGCGAGGGAGAAUUCAAUGACGAAGGCAGAUGUACCAUUUUUAAGGAUACAAAUGCACCACUGAGAACGGAUCGUAACUUUCGUCGUAAGGUGUACGGAAAACAUCACAGGGAAGUAUCGCCUCUUCUAGGCUUGAAGAAUUUCGAUAUUAUUGAUGAUGUCAUAGUUGGUGACAAUCUUCAUUUAAUCGAUUUGGGGAUAAUGCGUAGAUUACUAUUAGGUUGGAGAGAUGGAAAACUAGGUCUUAGAACUAAAUGGUUUGCUAAACAGAUUGAAGAAAUAUCUAAAAAAAUUAUAAAAGUUAAACUGCCCAAAGAAAUCCAUCGAAAACUUGGUCCACUAGAAGACCUCAAAUUUUGGAAAGGUACCCAAUUCCAUAGUUUUUUUAACUAUCUUAGCAUUUAUAUUUUGAAAGAUAAUUUGCCUGAUAAAGAAUAUGAGCACUUCAAACUCUUGUUUUGUGCCAUAGUUUUGCUAUCUUCUGAAGUUUAUCGUUCUAAUUGGAAAAUCGCUGGUGAAAUGCUUAAGGUUUAUGUUGAAGAUUUCGGUAAACUGUACGGAGAGAAAUUUUUAACCAGUAAUGUGCACAACUUAAUUCACAUCUCAAAAGAAGUACAAAAGUUCGGUCCUUUACCUUCAAUUUCCACCUAUGAUUUUGAAAAUGCUCUGGGAGGUUUAAAAAAACAUCUUCGCAAAGCAGAUCAGCAUCUUCAACAAAUAGUAAAUAGACUAUCGGAAUUGGAAGCAUUUAGUCAUGAUUUACGUUCUAUGAAUCAUAAAGAAUUUUGCAUAUCAACCAAAACCAAACCAAAUGGGGAUACCAUCUUGCAAAUGAAAAAUUUUAUACUUUGUAAAGAUAACGGAAACGAAUGGUACAUGACAAAAGAUAAUAAGAUUGUCAAAUACACAAAGUCUUCAGAACAAAACAACAAAAAGAUAAGUAUAUUUGGACAAGAAAUAACCGACAAGACAGAUUAUUUUUUAUCACCAUUUCCAUCAAGAAUUAUAAACAUUUUUCUUGGCGAUCUUAAGAGCUUAAAUCCUAACGAACUAGUUUGUCAUCCUGGCGAUAUUAAAUGCAAAUUAGUUGCGUAUAGUGUAGAUAAUAGUUCUGAAUAUUUGUUUAUUCCAUUGUUGCACACGUUAACCUAAGUUUAAUUUCACGUAUUGAAAUAGAAAAUGUUAGAGCUAGAUUUAUGUAGUAAGUAAGGCAAAUAAAUGAAAGGUUUUAUGUUUCUUAAAUGUAGGCAAGAAUUUAUAUUAA
Molecule: messenger RNA, 6402 nt
Organism: Anopheles coluzzii
Lineage: Eukaryota; Metazoa; Arthropoda; Insecta; Diptera; Culicidae
Exons: 4
Coding region: 4203-6290 (695 amino acids)
Source: RefSeq, a predicted model, not a curated record